Anguilla rostrata (American eel) is the source of this 1412-nucleotide messenger RNA. RefSeq names its product opa interacting protein 5 (gene oip5). NCBI's taxonomy places the organism in Eukaryota, Metazoa, Chordata, Actinopteri, Anguilliformes, Anguillidae. The transcript is spliced from 5 exons. The record is from RefSeq and is a predicted model, not a curated record. Gene Ontology annotation, biological process: chromosome segregation; CENP-A containing chromatin assembly. Gene Ontology annotation, cellular component: nucleus; chromosome, centromeric region; chromatin. The coding region runs from base 138 to 695 and encodes 185 amino acids.
UAACCAGACCAAUAGCAUUACAUUUUGAAAAGAAAGGCGGGGUUAGCCCACAAAGUGCCGUGUACAGUUGUGCUGACAUCGUGGAUGUGAUAUGACUUUAUAAAAGUUACAGUAGGGCGAUUUUUUCUCUUUAUGUCAUGUCAAAACCUACAGAAAAUAAUACUAGUUCCAGCACCCUGGAAACAAGCCUGGUUAAUCUGACGAAACGGAUGGACUUGGGUCGAGUCGAUUAUCGGAAUGCUAUGGUUUUGCACUGUGGGAUGUGCAAUACAAUUUGGGGGGACUCUCUUGAAGUGUGUGGCGAGGUAAAACAACUGAACUGCAUCAUUUGCCUGCGAGUAACUAAGGACGUGGUGGUGAAGGAUGAGCUGGAAUUUAGGCUUGAGGGCCAAAUGGCUGGAAGUACAUACAAAGCUCUUCAUUGCUCCGGGUGUCAGUGUUUUGUUGGUGUAGUGCCAUACUCCACCCCAAAGAACCUAUCUGCUCUUCGCAACCUCUUUCUUUUGCAGAAAGAAAACAUCAGCUGUUACAGUUUAAGAACUGGCACCAUGGUAAAAGCCUCGUCGCUACAUUUUGACCAAAGCUCUGUUGACGAAAGUAUCAAGGAGCUGAACCGGGAGAUGAGGGUUCUGGAUGAGAGCUUUACUGCCACGGAGAAGAGGCUUAAAGAAGAGUACUAUGGCAAAGAGGGCUAAUCACACACGGGGGAACGUUUGUUCUCAUAACGCAGUGGACAUCUGAUCCAUCUCGCCUGCGGAAAUUAACGUUUUGCCCAUAACGUGCAAUACCAGAGAGUGAAUGGCUGAAGUCCUUUGGUAAUAAUAAUCAGUGAUGGCACUGGUGGUGUCCAGCUUCUUCACGUGAGACUUGCAUAUCACUGAAGAGACGCAUCUCUUCCUGUACCCACAGUUACUUUUUGUUUGAACACGUACCCAUAAAAGAGACCGUUGUGAAAGCUGGGGAGAGGAGGGUAACACUCCAUGGAGUUGAUCCAGAAGUUGCUGUGGAUUAAGCCAGUUAGCCAGUAAAAUGGUUCCUCGAGCUCUUAAACUAUAGUAAAGAGGUCGGGGGGGAUGGCCUUUCCGGAACAGGCUGCAUUUCAUGCUUGGAGGAAAUCGAGGUACACUAGCUACUGAAGUCAGGUUAUCUGAAAGAUCUCGUACUUAAGGUUGCUAAGGUCUUUAUCCCGGCAACUGCUUAGGGUUUAAAGUUGGUAACUGCAGCCUUGUCAGAGCAGUUGAUGCCUUAUAUUUGAACACUUGAAAUUAAGGUGGCUAUGACUACGCAUGAGUUUUCAUUUAAAAAAGGCUUUACCUUUGCUGUGAUUUUGUCAGGCUCUGCUUUUGUUUUGACCAGAGUUCUCGAAACAAAUCUCUGCACUCCAACCAAUUAAAAUGUUACUGUAAUAUUCA